This is a messenger RNA of Nothoprocta perdicaria, 2136 nucleotides long. It is a transcript of the gene TTC33, whose product is annotated as tetratricopeptide repeat domain 33. Lineage: Eukaryota; Metazoa; Chordata; Aves; Tinamiformes; Tinamidae. Bases 277 to 1050 code for a protein of 257 amino acids. The transcript is spliced from 4 exons. The record is from RefSeq and is a predicted model, not a curated record. Gene Ontology annotation, molecular function: protein binding.
GCCCCAUAGGGCCCUGCAGCCGCCAUGUCCGCUCCCGGGGCCUUCAGUGUGUGUCCCUUCUCCCUUAACCUGGUGGCUUCCCUCCCUUAGGAAUCGCAUUCCAAGCAGGCUCAAGCCCCUCCUUUGCCCGGGUAGCGCCGUGGGGGAAGCCAUUGGGCAAUCCCAUAGGGCUGAACAGCCUCGAACCGACUCGCAACCUCCUCCCCCCUUAAUCAUGGAGYUGCCCGACUAUCAAAGCCACUUUUUAUUCUUCUGUCCCUCUCCCUAGUGCUCCAAAUGGCUUCUUUCGGGUGGAAGCGGAAGAUUGGCGAGAAGGUCUCCAAAGCCACUUGGCAGCAGUUCGAAGCAGAAGCCGCCGACGAUGCCGGUGCGGGUGAGGAUGCGGACGAUAACUGGGUGCACGCGGCCAAGAGGAGGAAGGAGCUGCUGCUGGAGGACUGCGUGAGGAAGAGCAAGCAGCUGAAGGAGGAGGGGGCAAAUCUGGCAGAAAACAGCAGAUUCCGGGAGGCUAUUCGCAAAUGGGAUGAAGCACUUCAGUUAACUCCAGAGGAUUCCACACUUUAUGAGAUGAAAUCACAGGUCCUGAUGUCUUUGCAUGAAAUGUUCCCAGCAGUGCAUGCAGCAGAAAUGGCUAUCCAGAGAAAUCCACGUUCCUGGGAUGCCUGGCAGACCUUGGGACGUGCCCAGCUUGGAGUAGGAGAAAUAGAACUGGCAAUCCGAAGUUUUCAGGUAUCCUUACACACCUUUCCAAUGAACCCCGAAGUAUGGAAAGAGGACCUUUCUUGGGCACGAAAACUCCAUAAAUAUAAGCAGAAGGCAGCAAAGGCUAAGGCAGUGCAAGCGCUGGCAAAAGAGGCUGCACAAGAAUCAAUCCCAGACUAUGACUUUGAGAGUGAUGAGAUUGUGGAGGUCUGUGCUGCCAUCGCCCAGAAGGAGAAAGAAGCGAAGUCCGUGGUGAUCGUGUCUGCGUCAGGUGCUGUAGAGACUGUUACCGAGAAGGAAAACUCUGCAGCGACUCCUGAUGAGACCAUUUUUAUCAGAGCCCGGUAGGGCACUCUGCUAUGUUACCAGUACAGUUUUGAGAACUAGUUAUUUAUUGUAUGUUGAGAGUUUUUUGAGAAUUUUUUUUCUUAACCAAGGGAAGCCUACAAAAGCUUUUCUUUUUCCUUCGAAAAUUCUGAUUUGAGUAAAACUAGUUUUCUAAAAAAAAAAAAAAAAAGUAAAUCUGACUGAAUUUGUCUUCUGUCUGUACUUUUGGAGAGAAAAACUAAGGGUUGAUUUUAAAAAUCCCAUGAACAAAUGUAGUGUUAAAAUGCUUAAAUACAUUAUAACAUCAUCUUUYGUGUAACUGUAUUUAAUAAUUGUACAAAUUACUUUCUACAUUUUCCAAGUAGUAGACUGUAAUUUAAAACACACAACAAAAGGGCAGUUUGUUGUAAAUGUUGUGUUUCGGUCCUUACUCAUUAAUGRGUAUCAGCCAGUUUGAGUGUGAGCUGCUCUCUUGCCCUCAGAGGUCUGGCUGRUCCUUAUUUCAAGUGCUGCUCUACAGACAGCACCACAAGGAAAGCAGUGGGAGGGAGCUGGAAAUAGGUACGUCCCUGAAGUUAGCAUUUUUAUCCCUUUCCUCCCCACUAAGGAUGAAGACCCUAUAAAAGGAAUCCAUGUAUUUUCAUAGUUCUUACAAUCUGCCAUUCCUUGGGGAAACCAGAGGUUCAGGACAACGUUGCCUCAGUCUCCCUUUUAAAUCGUCCAUGCGUUUGGACGGUGUGGAGGGUAUUUGUGCUGUGUUGACCCAGCUGCUCCACUCAGGAAGGUCCUUUGGCCUCGAUCUUUCUCCAGGGGAGGCUGGUGGUGGCUUCCUCUCGGGGGCAGUGAAGAGAAGAGCCCAGUGGCUCUGGGCUGAGGCUCCGCUGUCUGCAGAAGCAUUUGGGAGGCUGGAGGUAGGUCCUGAGAAACUUCCACCUUGUGGAAAUCUGGCUUGGCUGAAGUUACCUCCUUGUACAAGACUAGAUUCUAGUUACUGUUUAUUUCCAAACACAUUUAAGCUUACUUAAGUGUCUACAUAAUAUACAGUUGCAUUGUAAGUGUUACAGGGACUAUAAAUCAAAGAUAAUUUGGGGAAAAAUGGUCAAUUCA